Messenger RNA from Lathyrus sativus (Indian pea), 288 nucleotides. The record is from the annotation of a GenBank genome assembly. NCBI's taxonomy places the organism in Eukaryota, Viridiplantae, Streptophyta, Magnoliopsida, Fabales, Fabaceae.
AUGGGUGUGCUGAUUAUGAACAUUGUCCAGCAUGUAAAGGGGACACUUCUUUUGCUGAGGUGCUAUAGGCGUGAGGCAAUUUAUUGUUUGUGGGAUACAAAUUUUGGGGUAUAUGGUAUUAUUGCGCUGCAAGUUGUUGUUGCAGAUGAAAAAGAGGUUUGGUUGGAAGUAUGGACUGUGGAGAAGCUUGGCGUGAAGCUCUUCAAGUGGUUGUCAAAUUUUCAUAUCCUCUGCCUCUGUAGUUCGGAUGGCAUUAUGAAGCUUUUGAUUUUCCUUUUUUUUGUCUGA